AUGUCAAAUAUUCCGUAUGAAUAUGUUGAUGAAUCAUUGAUUGAUGAAAAUUAUAAAUGUAUAAUAUGUAAAGAACCAUUGAUAAAUCCAACAGUCACACCAUGUGAUCAUACUUAUUGUCAAAAAUGUAUUGAACAUUGGUUAAACGAAGGUUAUUCAGCAUGUCCUUCUUGUCGUCAUAUUCUAUCGAUGAAUGAUUUAAAACCAGUUUCAACUCGUUUAAUAUUAAAUAUUCUUGAUCGAUUAAUAGUUAAAUGUUCGGAAUGUGGACAAAAUGGAAUUCAACGUGGCAAUUUUAAUGAUCAUCUUACUAAAUUAUGUCCGAAAGGAACGAUUUUUUGUUCAGCAUUUGAUAUAAAAUGUCCAUGGUCUGGUCCACGUGAACAACUUGAUAAUCAUCUUACUACUUGUAAUUAUGAAAAAUUAAGAUCCGUAUUAACUCAUCUUGUAAAUAAAAAUCGACAAUUAGAAGAACAAAUUCAUACACUAACAAAUCAAGUUCAAACUUUACAAUCCAUAGUUCAAAGUCCAACUAGACAUUUAAUUACAUUUGAUAAAUUAUUUGAAAUCGAAAAACGGACUGAUUCAGGAAUAUUGUCAGAAUUAUAUGAAGGUUUAAUAUGGAAUAAUGUAUGGUAUAUGCAUGAACAAUGGGUUAGAACAAAUCAUGCUCUUAGUGGAUGGAAGAAUGCAUAUACAAAUGGUCAUAUUUGUGUUGCAUUUAAUGGAAAAGGAAGUUCGAUGAGUAUAUGUUCAAGACGAAAAGAAAUCGAUACAUUUUCAUUAGUUUCUUUUGAAGCAACUGCUGCUUGGCUUGAUAAUCUUCAUAUUAAUAUUAUUGGACGACGAUUAAAACAAGAAUUAUAUUCCAAAACAAUCGUUCUUCAAUUUGAUAAUUCACAAAUAUUUUAUUUUGAUUGGAAAAAUAUGGAUGAACUUCAAUUCAUACCAGUUAGUGGAAAAGAACAUCCUGGUAUUCCAUAUACUGAUAAAUACUUUGCAAUAACAUGGAUAUUAUUAGGUUAA
Molecule: messenger RNA, 1026 nt
Organism: Adineta steineri
Lineage: Eukaryota; Metazoa; Rotifera; Eurotatoria; Adinetida; Adinetidae
Source: the annotation of a GenBank genome assembly